Penicillium digitatum Pd1 is the source of this 132-nucleotide messenger RNA. The record is from RefSeq and is a predicted model, not a curated record. NCBI's taxonomy places the organism in Eukaryota, Fungi, Ascomycota, Eurotiomycetes, Eurotiales, Aspergillaceae.
AUGAAGCCGACAGACAAGCAUUUCCGCUGUGAUGUCUGCCAGCGUGCGUUCACGCGCAUUGAUCACCUCAAACGCCACUCUUUGCGGCGUAUGUGUGCUCCUUCCUGCAGCUACCCAUGCCACACCCACUGA